GCAUCACUCUGCCGCUUGGCGCAGAAGGAUCCAUGUGUUAGUUACCUUUGCCGUUGUUCGUCGAGCCUUGGUUCGCAGUUGCAAAUCCGGCACGGAACUUAAUCCAUGACGAGCUCCAUUUGCAUUCCCUCUUCCUCACCGGUGGCUCCUCCGACCAUCCUCCGCCCUCUUGCAAAGGACCGAACUCAUCUCAUUGUCGAGUAUGUUCAAUUAAGAAGCAGAGGAAGAGGGAUAACACGAUCUCAAGUUAGGGUUUCAUCAGACAAUCAGACAGCCAUCACUGCGCCAGCCAAAUCGUCGUCGUCGUCAUCAUCUGGCGAAGAUAAUCCCGAGUCCUCCCCAGUUUCUGGGGAUUCCGCUUCAGAUGUUGUGAGGAAAUUCUAUGGAAGGAUCAACGCUCACGAUCUGGCCUCCGUGGAGGAUCUCAUUGCUGAAAAUUGCGUCUAUGAAGACCUCCUCUUCCCUCGUCCCUUCGUUGGCCGCAAGAUACAAGCACCUUGUAUGUGUGGAAGGAACAGUCAGUCUGCAGUUUAUUUUGAAACCAAGCUUCCCUCCUGCAAUACUAGAAUUUUUUAAGAAGUUCAUUGAUUCUAUCAGCACCGACUUGCAAUUUGUUAUUGAUGAUAUAUCUGACGAGGAUUCCUUGGCAAUUGGGGUAACAUGGCACUUGGAAUGGCAGGGAAAGCCUUUUCCAUUUAGCAAAGGAUGCAGCUUUUAUCGGUUGGAGAUAUCAAAUGGAAAGAGACAAAUAGUUUAUGGGCGAGAUAGUGUGGAGCCUUCUGUUAAGCCUGGGGACACAACUUUGAUUGCUAUAAGGGCAAUCACUCGGCUGCUGCAACAAUUUCCACGGCUAGCAGACUGGCUAUAAAUAAGGCCUGUGAUUCGGUUUUUAGUAAUUUUCCAAUCAAACAGAGAAAAUUUAUCGGUAUAUAAUUGUACAGUAUAACAUCAGAACCUGCACCAACACAAAGAAAGAGGGAAUAAAAAUUCUUCUUUGUUAGCUCUCUACAAUCAUAUGUUAAUGUAUGCCCUCAAUUUGCAGAUUUUUCUCAA
Molecule: messenger RNA, 1053 nt
Organism: Malania oleifera
Lineage: Eukaryota; Viridiplantae; Streptophyta; Magnoliopsida; Santalales; Ximeniaceae
Exons: 6
Coding region: 383-868 (161 amino acids)
Source: RefSeq, a predicted model, not a curated record